Musa acuminata AAA Group (dessert banana) is the source of this 2102-nucleotide messenger RNA. RefSeq names its product amidophosphoribosyltransferase, chloroplastic-like. The record is from RefSeq and is a predicted model, not a curated record. NCBI's taxonomy places the organism in Eukaryota, Viridiplantae, Streptophyta, Magnoliopsida, Zingiberales, Musaceae. Gene Ontology annotation, cellular component: cytoplasm. Bases 29 to 1639 code for a protein of 536 amino acids. Gene Ontology annotation, molecular function: amidophosphoribosyltransferase activity. The transcript has a single exon. Gene Ontology annotation, biological process: purine nucleotide biosynthetic process; purine nucleobase biosynthetic process.
UGGGCUUCGCGCGGCCCUUCCUCCUCUUAUGGCCGCCACCAUCUCCUACUCUUCCGCCGCCGCUCACCGCCUCUUCUGCUCUCCUCCACCGUCUGUGCGCCCCUCCGGGCCCUCCUCCCCCUUGUUCCUUUCUUUCCUCCUCAAAGCCUCCCUUAAACCCCGCUCUUCUCUCCGUCACCGCUCCCUUCCUCCCCUCUCCGCUUCCUACGCCGAUGACGUCUUCCCCUUCGACGACAAACCCCGCGAGGAGUGCGGGGUCUUCGGCAUCAUCGGCGAUCCGGAUGCCGCCCGGAUGUGCUACCUGGGUCUGCACGCCCUCCAGCACCGCGGACAGGAGGGCGCUGGCAUCGUCUCCUCCGACGGCACCGCUCUUCGCUCCCGCACCGGCCUCGGCCUUGUCUCUAAGGUUUUCUCCCGGUCUUCUGAGCUGGAGCCCCUGGUCGGCUCCGCCGCCAUCGGUCACAACCGCUACUCCACGGCCGGUGCCGCCUCUGCCCUCGCCAACGUCCAGCCCUUCGUCGCCGGCUACCGCUUCGGCCAGCUUGCGGUCGCCCACAACGGGAACCUCGUCAACUACGACUCUCUCCGUUGCGAGCUCGAGUCCAAGGGUUCCGUCUUCAACACCUCCUCCGACACCGAGGUUAUCCUCCAUCUCAUCGCCACCUCUUCCUCCGGCCCCCUCCUCGCCCGCAUCGUCGAGGCCCUCGAGGAACUCGAGGGCGCCUACUCCCUCGUCUUCCUUACCGCGGACAAGCUCUUCGCCGCCCGAGACCCCCAUGGUUUCCGCCCUCUCGUCAUGGGCCGCCGCUCCAACGGCGCCGUCGCCUUCGCUUCAGAAACCUGCGCGCUCGGCCUCGUCGGUGCCGAGUACGUGCGAGAGGUGAACCCCGGGGAGGUGAUUGUCGUCGACAGCCAUGACAUGUCCAUCAACACCUCCUGCCUCUUGUCCAAGAAACCCCGCAAAUGUUGCGUCUUUGAGCACGUCUACUUCGCCCUCCCCAACUCUGUCGUCUUUGGCCACCCGGUGCACGCUGCCCGCUACAACUUUGGUGCAGCCCUUGCCCGCGAGUCCCCUGCCCCUGGGGCUGAUAUUGUGAUUCCGGUCCCUGAUUCGGGAUUCUUUGCUGCACUCGGCUUCGCCGAGGCCUCCGGCCUUCCCUUCCGGCAGGGUCUCAUUCGCUCCCACUAUGUAGGCCGCUCCUUCAUCGAGCCGAAUCAGGAGGAGCGCAACCUUGCCGUUAAGCUCAAGCUCGCGCCAAUCGAUGGCGUCCUCGAAGGAAAGAGUGUCGUUGUCAUUGACGAUUCAAUUGUAAGGGGAACUACCUCGUCCAAGAUAGUUCAGCUCAUCAAGAACACCGGAAAAGCUCGUGAGGUCCAUAUGAGGAUUGCCAGCCCGCCGAUCGUUGGCUCCUGCUAUUAUGGUGUUGACACACCAAGAGCCGAGGAGCUCAUUUCUAAUCGCCUAGAUGUGGAGGGGGUGAGACAAGCACUUGGGAGUGAUUCACUUGCCUUUCUCUCGCUUGAGAGUCUAAAGGCAGCAUUUGGGGAUGAGGCCUGCAUGUUCUGCGAUGCAUGCUUCACUCGCAAAUAUCCAGUGCCACCUAGGGAGCAUGAGAUCUUCAACAUGGUCGACAAGUGAGGCUUUUCUUUCUCUAUUGAGAUAGAAGCUAAUUUUGAAGUUAUACAAUGAAAGAGAAUAUCAUAUUUCUUUUUCCUUAUUUACUACCUUUCUCCUUCGUCUCUAUAAUAUAGGGAUGUUGGUGGCAUGAGAUUUUUUGGAGAGAACGAAUUACUCAUAGCUGUCAUUAGUUAGGCUAUUUAUAAAAUUUAGCAUCAACUUGUUUUUAUUAGAUUGAUGAGGGCAACUACUUUUUUACACAAUUCUUUCCUCUGUAUUAUUCAAUACAUGUGAGGUCGCAUAAUUUUUUGACUUGGUUUCAGCAAUACAAGAUUCUUUUCGGGUUUGUUUGAACUUCAGUUUUGUUGAUGAAAUUAGGCUUCUCAGUUGUUUGGGACGCAAUCUUUUAGUGGGCAUGCUGAUCAUUUUGGAACAAGUGUGCAGAUUGGUGGAAUAUUUGACAGGUCUGCUUUGUUUUCUGUGG